This is a messenger RNA of Pecten maximus, 1576 nucleotides long. RefSeq names its product acetylcholine receptor subunit alpha-like. Gene Ontology annotation, cellular component: synapse; membrane; neuron projection. Gene Ontology annotation, molecular function: transmembrane signaling receptor activity; neurotransmitter receptor activity; extracellular ligand-gated monoatomic ion channel activity. The coding region runs from base 54 to 1370 and encodes 438 amino acids. The transcript has a single exon. Gene Ontology annotation, biological process: monoatomic ion transmembrane transport; nervous system process; signal transduction. NCBI's taxonomy places the organism in Eukaryota, Metazoa, Mollusca, Bivalvia, Pectinida, Pectinidae. The record is from RefSeq and is a predicted model, not a curated record.
AGGGAGGCAUUGCAGCAAACCGGGGUGGUAAGACAGGUGUGCGUUGGUUAACGAUGUACCUUUCCCCGUUCUUACUUAUAGUCCUUUGUGGCAAUGCUGUCGACACGACUACAAUGGGGAAUACUACAUUAUUAUUACAAGAUUUGUUUCAAAAUUAUUCCAUAGACCUCCGACCGGUAGAGGACCAAUCAAAAGCCGUUACUGUGAACAUCAACAUGGAUGUCAUCUCCAUUAACGAUUUUGACGAAGUAGCAGGAACAAUAUCGAUAAAUGUCAUCUUGUAUAUUUCCUGGAAUGACGAAAGUUUGGUAUGGAAUUCUAGUUCGUAUGGAAGUACAACGUCGGUAACGUUCCAUCAGAACAAAAUAUGGCUACCGGAAAUGUUUUUAUGUAACCCGGCAGAUUCAUUUCUUCCAAUUAGUAAUAAACAUUUCAAAGUCUUGGUAACUUCAAACGGUGAUGUGACAUGGAUACCCGGUGCUCUGCUGAUGGCAACGUGUUCGCCAGAUGUUUACAAAUACCCAUUCGACCAACAAACGUGUUCAUUCCAACUGAGCCCGUGGGGAUACUCGAAUCAACAGGUGAAGCUCAAGAUACCUUCUUCUACUCUUCUGUUUACUUAUUUUAAUAUGAAUAGUGAAUGGGAUGUGAAAGCGUCACAUACAGUACUUUGGUCGGGAUCAUUUGAUAUGGCGCAUUUCUAUAUAACUCUCGAGAGGCGUCAUAUGAAUUUCCUGGUGAGUGUUGUCAUGCCUGUCAUCAUGUUGGCCCUUGUGAACCCAUUCGUUUUUAUUCUGCCAUUUAACUCGGGAGAAAGGGCUUCGUAUAGUAUCACAGUGUUACUGGCCUUUACUGUGUAUAUGACGGUGGUGAGUGACAGGAUGCCUGCUUCAUCACAACCAAUGUCUUACAUUUCCUAUUAUCUACUCUCAUUGGUUGGCAUCAGUGUUACCAUAGUAACGGUGAAUAUAUUUCAAAUAAGAAUAUACAGUAAAAACGAUGACGAUGAACCAGUUCCUGAAUGGAUAAAGAAAGUGUACUUCUACACUCAAAACGUGUUUAGAGGCAAAAAAGUAAACACAAGCGAACAACUAGACAGGCCUGCUGGAACCGACAGUAAACCAUACAAUUGGUUAGAUAAUAAGGGCACACAAUUUUUGGAUCAGGACUUUUCAAAGAGAAUUAACAUGCUACCUGUAUCACAAGUGAAAGAAAACCCUACAAUUGACAACGAGCCUAUGAUUCCCGACAAACCACAGGAAUUCAUCACUUGGCACAUGGCGGCGAAAAUCUUUGAUAAAAUGUACUUCGUCUUCUUUUUAUUUGUCACUGUUGUUAUCACUGGUUCAUAUUUCAUCAUUGCAAACUAAAUGAGCGAAAAUGUCAAAAUGAGUUUUAUCAUUGAAUGUUAGUCCGCAGAUAUGUAAAAAAAUCACAGAUAAUUAGCCUUUGUGGUGUAAAUAAGGAUGUCUUAUUAUAUGUUUUAUGUUUGUAAAUGUUAUCAUCCUGUUACAUGUCACAUCGCUAGAUUUUCUUGUAGUUUUGAUAUAUGACAAAUAAAUGUAAUGUGAAAUCA